This is a messenger RNA of Rhinocladiella mackenziei CBS 650.93, 3447 nucleotides long. RefSeq lists its product as uncharacterized. Gene Ontology annotation, cellular component: exon-exon junction complex; cytoplasm. NCBI's taxonomy places the organism in Eukaryota, Fungi, Ascomycota, Eurotiomycetes, Chaetothyriales, Herpotrichiellaceae. The coding region runs from base 1 to 3447 and encodes 1148 amino acids. The record is from RefSeq and is a predicted model, not a curated record. The transcript is spliced from 4 exons. Gene Ontology annotation, biological process: nuclear-transcribed mRNA catabolic process, nonsense-mediated decay. Gene Ontology annotation, molecular function: RNA binding; protein binding.
AUGCGAGCGUCAGCAAACCAUAUCCAACACCGCGGACCAUCAUGGACCGCAGGCGCAAGAGCGCGAAGGGUACCACCGACUUGUACCUUGCAUCCCAUCACCGCUAAUGGCAGCAUAGAUGUCUAUGAAGUAGCAAAUUCUCUCGACUCAUCCCUAAAGAAAAACACCGCCUUUAUCAAACGUCUCCGAACCGGCCUGUCCUCCACGGCACAAGAUAACUUUCUCUCGGAGAUCCGUACCCUGUCUCUGCAAAAAUACCUCUCAGAGAUCAUCUCGGCCACCGCUGAAGGCCUGGGCCGACUAAAGACUGCAAGUGAGAUAGCCACUGGAGUUGAGGUUGUCAGUGCCCUUCACCAGCGUUUUGGCCCUCAGGAAUUCACCAAGCAAUUGGCAUGGCUCCUAGGCAAGGGCUUGACUCCUCCAGACAAGGCCCAGGUAAAACUAUGGAGCGCUGAAGUGCGUGAGCGCGAAGAAAAAGAACGUCUCUCGCGCCACCGAGUUCUCCUCCGGGUUGUCACAGAGUUCUGGCUUUGUGGUAUCCUCAGGAGUUUGGAUGAUGUGGACCGACCAGAUGAGGGCUCAGUUCGUGGAAAAGACGUUUCCUCUCAGGCUGAUUCCAAGCCACGACCGAUUGCAAAUGGCAUCAAACCUGAGCCUCAUCUCGAACACGAACCAUUCCCUCUCGAAGUGCUUAAAGAAUUGCUCGGCCACGAUCCUGAACAUGCAAAUUUAAGUCUUGCGGUUCUCUUUGUCAAGAACUUUGCCUGGGACAUUCUAGGCCUCAAACCACCUUCCGAGGAAGCCCGAAAAUCGGUGGACGCUGAUGGCGUGAUUGUCGAGGCCACCAAGGAAGGAGCAAGUUCUAGCAAUCUCAACGACGAAGAUGCACCGAUUAUUCCACAACCUAUCCGACAGCGAUUCGUCAAUGUGUUCGAGCGCUAUUUGACAAGUGUCAAGAGUCAUGUGAUACGCGAUCAGAGAUCGUUGAGCAACCAAAGUCGACGAAAUGCAGAAGCUUACGUCAAGAGCGGUGAAAUCUUCGAAGACAGACAAGCGAAUUUUGAGAAGCAGAUGAAGGCCCAAGAAAAAUUAGUUGCAAGUGCGCAGGUGCUCUGUGACGUGCUGGGACAAGAAAUGCCAGAUCUUGAGGAGAAAGGCCACACGGAACCCACGGCAACAGGCACUGUGGGAAUGAUCAAGACUGGAGACUAUCUCAAAGGCUCUGGCGAGGGCGCCGGGAUUUGGGAAGAUGAAGAGGAGCGUCGUUUCUACGAGAACUUGGUGGACCUCAAAGGCAGAGUGCCAGGAAUUCUCCUUGAGGAUUCCAAAAAGAAGCCUGAAUCAGAUGAACGACCAGAAUCUGUUAGUGCCGCGCCUGAAAGCAAUGGAGGCAAGCCUUCCGAAAACGACGAUCAAUCAACGACCAUUGCGAAUAAGACUGUCGGUGCCCAGGUCGACGCCAUCCUCCUCCGUCUACCAGACUUACAGACGAAAGAUAUGGUUGAUCAAGUCGCAUUGGAUUUCUGUUUUCUCAACUCCAAGGCCUCUCGAAACCGCCUGAUCAAGGCCAUCCAAGAAGUUCCCAAAGGCCGAACUGACCUGCUGCCCUUGUACGCAAGACUGGCUGCCACUCUCGGUCAAUACAUGCCCGAUGUCAUCCAGGGUCUGAUUGGGCAUCUUGACGACGAAUUCCGGAGCCUUCAGAGACGAAAAUCCAAAGACUUUUUAGGCCAGAUUCGGAUGGCUAAUAUCCGAUAUCUUGCGGAGCUGACCAAAUUCGGCAUUGUCCCAGAGCACGUCAUCUUCCACUGUUUCAAAGUCAGUCUGGAUGAUUUCUCCAGGAUGAACAUUGAGAUCAUCGCCCAUCUGCUGGAAAAUUGUGGACGAUACCUCUUGCGAAACCCAGAGACAUCUCCUCGAAUGUCAACCUUCCUUGAGACUUUGAAUCGGAAAAAAACUGCACAACACAUGGGAUCUCAAGAGCGAAUGCUAAUCGAAAAUGCGCUGUAUUACGUCGACCCUCCACAACGAGCCGCCAUUCAACAGAAAGAACGCACUCCAAUGGAGCUAUUCGUUCGACAGCUUGUGUAUAUGGAUAUGACUAAACGUAAUUAUAUGAAAGUGCUCAAGACCAUCCGAAAGUUGCAUUGGGAAGAAAAGGAGGUCGUCGAGAUUCUAGAGAAAAUCUUCAGCAAGCCUGGCAAAGUCAAAUUCAGUAACAUACAUCUUCUCGCGGUUCUGCUCCAGGCGCUCUUUCGAUAUCAUCAAGAAUUUGCCAUCAGGGUGAUCGACAAUGUCCUCGAACAAGUAACGCUCGGCCUUGAACAGAAUGAUUUCAAAUUCAAUCAACGAAGAGUGGCCGAAGUCAAAUAUCUAGGAGAGCUCUACAACUACAAGAUGAUCGACUCGACCGUCGUAUUCGACACUUUGUACCGGAUUGUGACGUUCGGUCAUGAAGGGGGAACUCCUCAACCUGAGAGCUUUACACCAUUUGAUCCCCCCGAUGAAUUUUUCCGAAUUCGACUGGUUUGCACAAUUCUCGACACGUGUGGAAUCUGUUUCGACCGAGGCAGUUCUCGAAAGAAGCUUGACUUUUUCCUCACCUUCUUUCAAUAUUACAUGUUGACGAAGGACCCCCUUCCGAUGGAUAUUGAUUUCCUGGUGCAAGAUACCUAUUCCCUCGUAAGACCCAAUUGGAAACUUGUCACCGAUCUCGGAGAAGCCGCGAAGUUGUUCGGUGAAGCUGUGACGGCAAAUUACAAACAGCAGGGCCCGGAUAAAGCUGCUGAGCAAGCAGAGGAUAUCGAAGAUUCGGGCUCUGAAGAUGCGCUUGGUGAAGGAGAUGCCGAACUUGAGGCUGAAAUGCCGCAAUCAUCGGAUGAGGAAGGCGAGGCCGGAGUGGAAGAAGACACAGCUGAAGAGAAAGAAGAGAUCGACUCUGACGAAGAGGAGCAGAUUGUCGUUCUGCGCCAAGAAGAGCAACUCGAUCCUGAAGCCGAGGCAGAUUUCGACCGUGCAUUUGAGAAAAUGAUGGCCGAAAGUCUAGACUCGCGCAAGUUUGAGCGCAAGGCUCAAUUUGAUGUGCCAUUGCCAAUCCGCAAAAUCCAACGAUUACCAGUCGAGUCAAACGAAGAUGAGCCCAGCACGGCUGUAGAAUCCGAACCCAACACCAUGGCCUUUUCCUUGAUGACCAAGAAAGGAAAUCGCCAACAAGCAAGUAUUCCCUUUUGGAUUUUUUGGGAUGGUCGCAUGGACUCCAGUUUUGCAAUCUCUAUGAAAUCUCAGCAAGCGGCGGAGAGAGAAGAACAACAACGGAUCAAAAACCUGGUCUUAAAUUAUGAUCUGCAUGAAGAUGACUCACAUGAUGGUACUCCCAAUGGAUUUCCUUCUGGCCUUAUCAUGCCACCCCCUUUGAAAAGGAACCCGAAUACUAACGGCCUCCCGUAA